Lolium rigidum is the source of this 1245-nucleotide messenger RNA. RefSeq names its product xyloglucan O-acetyltransferase 1-like. Gene Ontology annotation, molecular function: O-acetyltransferase activity. NCBI's taxonomy places the organism in Eukaryota, Viridiplantae, Streptophyta, Magnoliopsida, Poales, Poaceae. The coding region runs from base 1 to 1245 and encodes 414 amino acids. The transcript is spliced from 2 exons. Gene Ontology annotation, cellular component: Golgi apparatus. The record is from RefSeq and is a predicted model, not a curated record.
AUGACGCUGACGGAUGGCGGAGAGGCAGCACAAGGAGGCGGGAUGUUCGAGGCGGAAGGAGCAGGAGCGGGCCAGGAGGUGGUGGAAAAUCCAAGGAUGGAGAGGCUUGAUUGGAUUCUAAGCCGAUCUCCAUUUCUUGCUCACCCGGGGCGGCCAGUUUGGGUGCAAUGCGACUACGGCGACGGGAAGUGGGUGUGGGAUGCCAGCGUUGCCGGCCCGCGGUACGACAGCGAGAAGUGCGAGAUGAAGAGCACGGAGAAGUGCGUCACCAACGGCAAGCCGGACAACGGUUACCUGCACUGGAGGUGGCAGCCGGCGGGCUGCAACCUCUCAGCGCUGGACCCGGCAGAGUUCCUCCGGGCGCUCCGUGGCAAGCACCUGGCAUUCGUCGGCGACUCCACGGCGCGCAACCAGGCCGAGGCCCUCGUCUGCUUCCUCUCCACGGUGUCGCGGCCAGAGACGGCGCACCGGUACGAGGAGCGGCUCGGGCGCAAGUUCUGGCGGUGGGUCUUCCCGGCGCCGCACAACGUCAACAUCUCCACGUACUGGUCGCCGUUCCUGGUGCGCGCGGAGGGCAAGUCGGAGGACUACGGCAUGACGCAGGACACGGUGUUUCUUGACGCGCUCACCGAGCCGUGGACGGCGGACGUGGACGGCAUGGACGUCAUGGUGAUCUCCGCGGGGCACUGGUUCCCCCACCCGGCCGUGUACUACGACGACGGCGUGAUCGCCGGCGCGUUCUCCCGUCCGGACGUGAACGAGACCGACAUCGACGGCGGCUUCCUCGGCGUGUACCGCAGGGCUAUGCGGAGGACGCUGGAGUACGUCAGUGCCAAGUCGAGCGGCGGUGACAAGCUCGUCGUGGUGGCCACGAUCGCGCCGUCCCACUUCGACGCCAGGUACGCCUGGAACCACCGCGACGCGUGCUCGCGGCCGAAGCCGUUCGAGGAGGGGGAGGCGGAGGUGGCGAGCAGUGAGGCCGAGCUGAGGAAGGUCGUCGUAGAGGAGGCGGCAGCGGCGGCGGUGCAGAGCCGGCGACGGGGCCUACGGUUGGAGGUGCUAGACGUGACGAGGAUGGCGUCCAUGCGGCCCGACGGGCACCCGGGCGCCUACAUCACCAAGGAGGCGUUCGCCGGACGCCCCGUGCCGGAGACGGUGAUGAACGACUGCCUGCACUGGUGCGCGCCAGGACCGGUCGACUCGUUCAACGACAUACUGAUGCAGAUGGUACGUGCAAGCGGCUGA